AUGCAGCUCAAGACCGUCCUUCUCUCCGCCCUUCUGUCGGGCCUCCCGGCUACCCUCGCCAACCCCAUCAGCGAGGUCCGCGCCCCAGGCGAGCUCCAUAAGGACACCAAGCACGGCAACAACAAGGGUGGCAACGGCAAUGGUCACGGCAAUGGCCACGGGAAUGGAAAUGGCAACGGCAACGGCGACGUGUGGGUGGACCAGGGCCCUUGGUGGUCCGUGAGGGGAUUCUCUCGUCACUGGAACGAUACCACGAAGUCGGUCGAGCUCAGCUUUGCCAUCUGGGACUCGCGGGACAACACCGAGGUGGACUGCAACGUCAACGCCCCCAUACCCGACGGGCAGAACUACAAGUUCGCCGAGUUCCACUCGCAGCCCUGCUCCAAGAACGAUCCUCCCGGGGCUCAGAAGUGGCUGAUCUCCAUGGGUUACGUUGAGUAUUUCGAUGCGGGUAUCAUGAAUAUCUGCGAUUCCACUAUGGACGCCGAAGGUUCACUUCAAGCGUCGACUUGGUUCGAUUUUGAGGGCAUCAACAGGCCUAAGGAACACGGGUUCCGUAACAUCGAGAGAGUUCCUGUCGGGUUCACCGAUUUUGGUUGUGUGUACAACGAGAGCCCUUACCCUUUGUAA
This is a messenger RNA of Neurospora tetraspora, 630 nucleotides long. RefSeq lists its product as uncharacterized. Lineage: Eukaryota; Fungi; Ascomycota; Sordariomycetes; Sordariales; Sordariaceae. The transcript has 2 exons. The record is from RefSeq and is a predicted model, not a curated record. Bases 1 to 630 code for a protein of 209 amino acids.